CGUGAAAGUGCCGCCAACACGCCCGCAGCUAGUGAUGGCUGCAGGUAUCCGUGGUUGGCCCGGCCGCGGUGUGCGUUCAGGGCGUGGCUGUCCGUAGCGGUUCUGAAGCGGACGGCGUAAAAGGAGGAACACUGAGGGAUAAUUCGGGAGCACUGCUGUUGCGCGGCUGCCCGCAGUAACGGCUUAGCCGUCCCCAGGGGUGCGGGCAUGAAGAAGUGGCAGGACAGAUGCGGCCCUGGGACAUCGUCGAGCUGGCGGAGCCGGAGGAGGAUUUCGAGCAGUUCCUGCUCCCGGUCAUCAACGAGAUGCGGGAGGACAUCGCGGCCCUCACCCGGGAGCACGGGAGAGCCUACAUGCGGAACAGGAGCAAGCUGUGGGAGAUGGACAAUAUGCUCCUCCAAAUAAAAACGCAGGUGGAGGCGUCGGAGGAGAGCGCCCUGAACCAUCUGCAGAACCCCAACGACGGAGUGGAGGGCAGAGCGGCCAAGAGGUGCGAGAAGGCCGAGGAGAAGGCCAAGGAGAUCGCGAAGAUGGCAGAGAUGCUGGUGGAGCUGGUGCGGCGGAUAGAGAGAAGCGAGUCGUCCUGAAGGAGCGCGGGCGGUAAGGCGGGAGGCCGGCGGGGCCGGGUGCGGGGCCGGGUCGUCAACAUCGCCGAUUUCAGUAGCUUCCCGGGUGGUCGUCCUGUCGUAGGAGUGAAGGUGAAGCCUCGGUCUCACUGCGUCAGAAGUGGGGCAGUGGGAGCAAAGCUGAGGUUGAGAGGAAAGUGAGUGCGUGCUGGCCUGGAUAGGUGAUAGUAGAUCCUCCCGCCCCCGCCGGUCAUUAGAGAAAAAUUAGAAUAACUCGGUUUGUCUUUGUGAAACCGAAAAUUCACCUCCAAAGGGACAGUUGCUGGAGGUAGAGCCGCCGAGGCACCAAGGAGGGUGGUGGCGGGGGACCAAAGGAAACUUAGCCAUAGAGCAAAAUAGGGGAGGGGGAGAACACAGGAAAAGAAACAGAGAAGUGUGAAGCUGUAGGCCUUGCCUAGAAAUGUCCAGGUUCUUCUAGAAGGCAGACGUGUCAGAGGACUCUGUCUGAAAGAAGUGGCAUUCUUUUUUUUUUAUUAACUUAUUUUUUAAAAAGAUUUUUGUUUAUUUAUUUGACACAGAGAGACACAGCGAG
Callorhinus ursinus (northern fur seal) is the source of this 1158-nucleotide messenger RNA. The record is from RefSeq and is a predicted model, not a curated record. NCBI's taxonomy places the organism in Eukaryota, Metazoa, Chordata, Mammalia, Carnivora, Otariidae.